CUUAAAUAAACCAACCCAAUUCCUCUUCUCCUGUAAUCUAUCUCCCGCCUGCUGUAUAUGCACUUGGAGCUCAAAAUGGAUGAUGCCAAGCGAAUUAGCUGCCAUUUUCUAGCAAUUAUCCUCAUCACUCUCCCCGUCUUUUGCUUAGCCGGAGGAGCCGGCAAGAAUUGCGACAUCUUCACCGGAAGCUGGGUGUUGGACCAGUCGCCGUACCCUUAUCUUUCCGACUACUCCCCCACCUGUCCCUUCAUACGGCCGGAAUUCGAUUGCCACAAGUACGGCCGGCCGGACCGGCAGUACCUCAAGUACAAAUGGCAACCCUCCGGUUGCAACCUCCCCAGAUUCAAUGCAAUUGGGUUUCUGAAGAAGAUGCAGGGGAAACAGAUCAUGUUGGUCGGCGACUCUGUGACGUUCAAUCACUACAACUCCUUGAUCUGCCUGCUCCACGCCGCCGUCCCCAAUUCCAACAUCUCCGCUGCCGACCCAUGGCGUUCCAUCUUAAAUUAUAUUUUUCAGGACUACGGAGUUACGGUGACGAUAUUUAUGAGCCACUACCUUGUAGACAUUGAGGAAACCAAAAUCGGGAGACUCCUGAAGCUUGAUUCCAUCAGUAGUGGUGAUGUUUGGAAACAGGCUGACGUGUUGGUUUUCAACACCGGUUUGUGGUGGUACGUUAAAGACGAUCGAAAAGGGUGGGAUUUCAUCCAAGAUGGUAACAACAUCGUCAAGGACAUGGACAGGACAACUGCACUCGCCAAAGCUUUGGCCACCUGGCGAAGAUGGGUAGACUCAACCGUCGAAGUCACAAAGACUAAACUAUUCUUCGAGGGUGUUUUCCCCGAUCAUCACCGUGGGUUGGAGUGGGGGAAGCCAGGCCGUCGCGACUGCUCAAGGGAGAAGGUACCGCUGGCCGGAUCGAGGUAUCCCGGAGGUCCGCCGCCGAUAGCCGGAGUGGUGGAAGGAGCGUUGAGGGAGGUGAAGAAGCCGAUCCAUUUCCUCAACGUGACGACGCUUUCACAGUUGAGGGUAGACGGACAUCCGGCGUCGUAUAGUGUAGGUCACGGCAUGGAUUGCACGCAUUGGUGUGUGGCCGGGGUCCCGGAUACAUGGAAUCAAAUUUUGUACCUAUUUUUGUUAGCUUGACGAAAAUCGUACAGUAGAAUAAUGUGUGUAGGGGCUUCAGAGUAUUGUUUAUAAUAAACUAGUUGUUGUUGGAAUGUAAUAUGUGGGUAAGGUAGGAAUGGACAUUAGGUGAGUUGGGCGGGUUUUCGGCGAAAAACUACUCAUCAGUACUCACCCACGCAACCACAAGUAAGCUAGUGAACGGAAAUUGAGUGGGGGUGUGCGAGUUAAUGCGGUUUAUUUCGGUGGUUUUGAGUGGGUAAAACAGUUUCAUAAGAUAGAAAACAAAUCUGGAGCAAAAUAAAUUCAUAACCAAACCUCAAUCCAAAAUAAUACCAUG
Molecule: messenger RNA, 1462 nt
Organism: Linum tenue
Lineage: Eukaryota; Viridiplantae; Streptophyta; Magnoliopsida; Malpighiales; Linaceae
Source: the annotation of a GenBank genome assembly